Manis pentadactyla (Chinese pangolin) is the source of this 1913-nucleotide messenger RNA. It is a transcript of the gene SSBP2, whose product is annotated as single stranded DNA binding protein 2. Gene Ontology annotation, cellular component: nucleus. Gene Ontology annotation, molecular function: protein binding; single-stranded DNA binding. The transcript is spliced from 17 exons. NCBI's taxonomy places the organism in Eukaryota, Metazoa, Chordata, Mammalia, Pholidota, Manidae. The record is from RefSeq and is a predicted model, not a curated record. Gene Ontology annotation, biological process: positive regulation of transcription by RNA polymerase II. Bases 82 to 1317 code for a protein of 411 amino acids.
AGGCUCACCUCUAAAGAGAGGACGCAGGCCCGAGGCAGGGUGCUCCCUCAGGACGUAGGGCGCGGCCCUAGGGGCCAGGCGAUGCCACCCCAGCGGCGCCAAGGGCUGGAGGCGCAGUCCCUCCCCAGGAGGGGAGGCAAGUCGCUCCGGGUAUCUCAGCCAGAAGGUCGAGGGAACAGCGCAUGUGUCCCUGCCAGCCGGCCCUCUGGGAACAAGGCGGGGGAGACACCCCAGGGAGUAGGACGGAGGGCUGCAAAGAUCAAUCCUGGGUUAGCACUCUACGUAUAUGAAUAUCUGCUCCAUGUAGGAGCUCAGAAAUCGGCUCAAACAUUUUUAUCAGAGAUAAGAUGGGAAAAAAACAUCACAUUGGGAGAACCACCAGGAUUCUUACAUUCUUGGUGGUGUGUAUUUUGGGAUCUCUACUGUGCAGCUCCAGAAAGACGGGAAACAUGUGAACAUUCAAGUGAAGCAAAAGCCUUCCAUGAUUAUAGCGCUGCAGCAGCUCCCAGCCCAGUGCUAGGAAACAUUCCCCCAGGAGAUGGCAUGCCAGUAGGUCCUGUACCACCAGGGUUCUUUCAGCCUUUUAUGUCACCUCGGUACCCUGGAGGUCCAAGGCCCCCACUGAGGAUACCUAACCAGGCACUUGGAGGUGUCCCAGGAAGUCAGCCAUUACUUCCCAGUGGAAUGGACCCAACUCGACAACAAGGGCAUCCAAAUAUGGGUGGGCCAAUGCAGAGAAUGACUCCUCCAAGAGGAAUGGUGCCCUUAGGACCACAGUCUGACCCUUGGUUAUCAUUACAGAACUAUGGAGGUGCAAUGAGACCCCCACUGAAUGCUUUAGGUGGCCCUGGAAUGCCUGGAAUGAACAUGGGUCCAGGUGGUGGUAGACCUUGGCCAAACCCAACAAAUGCCAACUCGAUACCAUACUCCUCAGCAUCUCCUGGGAAUUAUGUAGGUCCUCCAGGAGGUGGAGGGCCACCAGGAACACCCAUCAUGCCUAGUCCUGCAGAUUCAACCAACUCUGGAGACAACAUGUAUACUUUAAUGAAUGCAGUACCUCCUGGACCUAACAGGCCUAAUUUUCCAAUGGGCCCUGGGUCAGAUGGUCCCAUGGGUGGAUUAGGAGGAAUGGAGUCACAUCACAUGAAUGGCUCUUUGGGCUCAGGAGAUAUGGACAGUAUUUCCAAGAAUUCUCCCAAUAACAUGAGCCUGAGUAAUCAACCGGGCACUCCAAGGGAUGAUGGCGAAAUGGGGGGAAAUUUCUUAAAUCCUUUUCAGAGUGAGAGUUACUCCCCUAGCAUGACAAUGAGUGUGUGAUCCAUUACCAAGUCUCCUCAUGAAAACCAGUGAGUCAGCCCUUCCAGAACUACUACAGAAGAAAAUUACUCAUCACAGUGUACAGCUAAACAAAGGAAUCUCAGUCACACCAAACCAACCUUUUGAUUCCCUGCUCUCUCCCCAAUUUUGUGAAGAAAGCGGGUCCAAACGUGAUUCAAACAACUGUACAGAGUGGCAUAUUAGAAUUGCCCUAAACUGAACUGCAAAUAAUUAUCUGUGUAUGUAUAUGUGUGGGAAAAAGAAUGUACUGUAUAUGUGUAUGUUAUAUGGACAUAUACACAUACAUACAUUGACCCACAGGACAUUGUAAAAUAUUAUCACAUGACAUCUUAAGUAGAAAUAAGUAGGGACUUUUAUUCCAUCCUUUUUUUCACGUUUACAUUUUAAUUAUUAAAAGUUGCUCCUGCCCCUCCCUGAACUAUUUUGUGCUGUGUAUAUCACUGCUUUAUAUAAGUUAUUUUUUAAGGUGAACUCAGAUGUUAUGGUUUUGUAAAUGUCUGCAAUCAUGGAUAGGAAUAAAAUUGCUUAUUUGAGAGCUUUCAUUAAAUUGCGUCUGAUGCAAGUUAUCCUGUGAA